CUGUUUUUAAAAACAGUGACAUAUUAAUCAUGAAAAACUCAGUAUUUAUAUUUCUGUUCGUAUUCGCGGUCAUUUCUCACAGAGCGAUCUGUGAUAAAAAAUGUCAGAAAUGCGACGGAGGAGAAGAAUCCGCCUGCUUCAAAGGCGACGAAUCAAUAGAAACAGGGGAAUGUAUUGGCGAACACUCGUCUUGCUAUGAAUUAACUUAUAAACUUAAAGGUCAAGGUGGGAAACUAAUGAAGAAGGGAUGCUGUGACAAUGGUAAAUUAAAUUGCCUGGACGUAAUGUUAGGUUGUGCCAAUAUAAAAAAUUGUGAAACUCCAUCUGCUCAUUUUCCAUAAUCAAUAAAAGAAUUUACUAACAAACCGUUAGUGAAGAAAUAAAUUAAUUGAAAUCCUGCAAUUAA
Molecule: messenger RNA, 406 nt
Organism: Anoplophora glabripennis (Asian longhorned beetle)
Lineage: Eukaryota; Metazoa; Arthropoda; Insecta; Coleoptera; Cerambycidae
Exons: 3
Coding region: 30-341 (103 amino acids)
Source: RefSeq, a predicted model, not a curated record